Molecule: messenger RNA, 2179 nt
Organism: Sceloporus undulatus (fence lizard)
Lineage: Eukaryota; Metazoa; Chordata; Lepidosauria; Squamata; Phrynosomatidae
Product: zinc finger protein 883-like
Exons: 1
Coding region: 52-2046 (664 amino acids)
Biological process (GO): regulation of transcription by RNA polymerase II
Cellular component (GO): nucleus
Molecular function (GO): RNA polymerase II cis-regulatory region sequence-specific DNA binding; DNA-binding transcription activator activity, RNA polymerase II-specific
Source: RefSeq, a predicted model, not a curated record
GCAGCUAAUGAGCAGCAGAGAGAGAACUAUGAGAAGCCACCUGCGACGUCAAUGGAAAUUGUGGAGUUUGGAAAUCAGAAGGAACUGAAAAGAAGCAGGGGAAACCAAAGGCAAAACGAGAAGAACAACUCCUCUGCCUCUCAGGAUGCCAAACUUUCUGAACAUCUCGCUUCAGGCUCAGAUCAAGAAGAGUGUCCUGUCUGUGGGAGAAAGUGCAAAUGCAAAUCACAAUUAAACACACACUUCAGCGUUUCCAUGGGAGAGAAACCACACAAAUGCAUGGAAUGUGGGAAGAGCUUCAGUCACAAUGGAGAUCUACAUAAACAUCAAAGCACCCACACAGGAGAGAAAUACAAACUCAUGGAAUGUGGGAAGGCCAUUAGUAAGAGUGAACAUCUCAGUUCCCAUCAGAGGACCCACACAGAAGAGAAACCUUAUAAAUGCAUGGAAUGUGGGAAGAGCUUCAGUCAGAGUAGAAGUCUACAUUUACAUCAAAGAACUCACACGGGGGAGAAACCUUAUAAAUGCAUGGAAUGUGAGAAGAGCUUCAGUCGGAGUGAAAUUCUACGUUUACAUCAAAGAACUCACACAGGAGAGAAACCUUAUAAAUGCAUGGAAUGUGGACAGAGCUUCAGUCAGAGUGGAAGUCUACGCUCACAUCAAAGAACCCACACAGGGGAGAAACCUUAUAAAUGCAUGGAAUGUGGACAGAGCUUCAGUCGGAGUGGACAUCUACGUUUACAUCAAAGAACUCACACAGGGGAGAAACCUUAUAUAUGCAUGGAAUGUGGGAAGAGCUUCAGUAACAGUGCGACUCUACAUAAACAUAAAAGAACCCACACAGGGGAGAAACUGUACAAAUGCAUGGAAUGUGGGAAGAGCUUCAGUGUCAGUGGAAGUCUACGUUUACAUCAAAGAACCCACACAGGGGAGAAACCCUAUAAAUGCAUGGAAUGUGGACAGAGCUUCAGUCGGAGUGCACAUCUACAUUUGCAUCAAAGAACUCACACAGGAGAGAAACCUUAUAAAUGCAUGGAAUGUGGACAGAGCUUCAGUCGGAGUGGAAAUCUACAUUUACAUCAAAGAACUCACACAGGGGAGAAACCAUAUAAAUGCAUGGAAUGUAGGAAGACCUUCAGUGACAGUAGAGCUCUACGUUCACAUCAGGGAACCCACACAGGGGAGAAACCAUAUAAAUGCAUGGAAUGUGGACAGAGCUUCAGUCAGAGUGGAAAUCUACAUUCACAUCAAAGAACCCACACAGGGGAGAAACCGUAUAAAUGCAUGGAAUGUGGGAAGAGCUUCAGUUGGAGUGGAAAUCUACGUUUACAUCAAAGAACCCACACAGGGGAGAAACCUUAUAAAUGCAUGGAAUGUAGGAAGAGCUUCAGUGACAGUAGAGCUCUACGUUCACAUCAGAGAACCCACACAGGGGAGAAACCAUAUAAUUGCAUGGAAUGUGGGAAGAGCUUUAGUGACAAUAGAAAGCUACGUUCACAUCAGAGAACCCACACAGGGGAGAAACCAUAUAAAUGCAUGGAAUGCGGGAAGAGCUUCAGUCGGAGUGGUAAUCUACGUUCACAUCAAAGAACCCACACAGGAGAGAAACCAUAUAAAUGCAUGGAAUGUGGGAAGAGUUUCAUUGAAAGUGGAAAAUUACGUUUACAUCAAAGAACCCACACAGGGGAGAAACCAUAUAAAUGCAUGGAAUGUGGGAAGAGUUUCAUUGAAAGUGGAAAUCUACGUAGACAUCAAAGAUCCCACACAGGAGAGAAACCAUAUAAAUGCAUGGAAUGUGGGAAGAGCUUCAGUGACAGUGGAAGUCUACAUAAACAUCAAAGGACCCACACAGGAGAGAAACCAUAUAAAUGCAUGGAAUGCGGGAAGAGCUUCAGUCACAGUGGAAGUCUACGUUCACAUCAAAGAUCCCACACUGGAGAGAAACUAUAUAAAUGCAUGGAAUGCGGGAAGAGCUUCAGUUACAGUGGAAGUCUACAUAAACAUCAAAGGACCCACACAGGAGAGAAACCAUAUAAAUGCGUGUAAUGUGGGAAGAGCUUCAGUCGGAGUGGUAAUCUACAUUCACAUCAAAGAACCCACAUGGGGAAACCCAGAGAAAUGUAUGAAAUGCCGAAAGAGCUUUUCUGAAAAAAGAUGAAAAAUUAGAAAGUGAAGGGUU